Messenger RNA from Soboliphyme baturini, 900 nucleotides. The record is from the annotation of a GenBank genome assembly. NCBI's taxonomy places the organism in Eukaryota, Metazoa, Nematoda, Enoplea, Dioctophymatida, Soboliphymatidae.
AUGAUACUAAACGGCACGAAGCCGCAGUUCGAUAUUCCCACCUCAUCCUCUAGGCGGCUUUACUAUCCGGAGGAAAUCAGUGCCAAAAUCCUGUUGCACCUUAGAAAGAUAGCCACCGACCAUUUCAAGGGUCGCGCGAUAGCCAAAGCGGUCAUGUCGGUUCCGGCUGAAUUCGAUGACCAGCAGAGGAAUGCCACGGUGCAGGCGGCUCAGUUAGCCGGCUUCGACGUGUUGCGAGUAGUAAAUGAACCAACGGCAGCCGCGCUCGCCUAUGGUCUGCACGAGAAGCCGAACAUCACAUACGUCCUUAUCGUUGACCUCGGUGGCGGUACUUUAGACGUAUCGUUGCUACUUUCCUUGAGGGGCAUGUUCGUGACAAUCGCAAUGGCAGAUGUGAUUCGUGUGAAAUUCGGCGCUAGCGUUGAGGAUGACGCUGAGCUUCGAUCUGUACGUGCAGCAGCGGAAUCUGCCAAACUGACCCUGACGUACGAAACGCAUACGGUUGUGAAUCUCACGUUCACGUCAUUACACACGGUGCCCACGGCUACUCUACAGUACAAUCUUUCGAGAACAGCGUUUGAGGACGUAAACAGAAGUUUGUUCCUAAAAGUGCUGCAGCCGAUAGAGGUGGUUCUUAGAGACGCAAACCUAACAAAAGUUGACAUCGACGAGAUUGUCUUGAUUGGCGGGUCGACGAGGAUCCCUAAAAUUCGUCAGCUUAUCGCGGAAUAUUUCGAUAAGUCACCGAACUGCAGAAUCGACCCAGAACUAGCGGUAGGCAUUGGAGUGGCCAUGCAGGCAGGCAUCCUCGAAGGAGCUUGGCCAUUGCAAGUAUCAGCGGUGGAGUUGCCAGCACGUUUCAAAAAGAUACACAUCUACGACGACAGUAAUGAUGUAUAG